CGGCUCGGGGCCGCCCCGCCCCGCCCCGUCCACGGCGUCACUACCGCUUCGAGUUGGAGGGAAUGCUUCGAACGGUUCCUGAAUCAACAUGUCUGCCAAAAACAACCUGCGGUGCAAUAAAACAGAAAUUAUAAGGGUUUUGUCUGCAGACCACAGGCUGAUCCUAAACAAAGCUCAGGAGACAGAACUGAUAAACCAACGUGAGUACAAUAACCUGAAAAGCAUCAACAAAGAAGAUGUGGAGGGACACGUCACUGAGCUUGUGGAUAAGAUCAUGAACAAAGGAGAGGACUCCUGCAAAUAUUUCAUGGACCUCCUGCAAACCGACGACAUAAUAAGUACUUACCCUGAGCUGAAGAAGAUACUGAAUGACACCUGCCAUCUACCUAAGCCUGUCCAAGAGUCAGCAGAUGCUAUGCCACCAGAGAGCAAGAGGGUCAAGAGGGAGGAGCAGUACCAGUUGAAGAGUCAGCCCGUUGGCCUCUGUGUCAUCAUUAACAAUGAAAACUUCAAUGAAAGCAAAAUGAGAAGAGGAACCAAUAAAGAUGCUCAAUGUUUGGCAGAGGUGUUCACCUGGCUGCGCUUCAGAGUGCUGAUGUGUAAAGACCAAACCAAGGACCAGAUGGAGCGAGCGCUGAGCUGCUUUGCCUCUCUGAGCGACCCCUCUCAGCUGCAGGAGUUCAAUGUUAAGGAGUGGAUUGACAGCAGAUUUGCUGAACUCCAGCAGACACCUCUGAAGCAUGGAGAUGCCUUCAUCUGCUGCAUUCUGAGCCACGGAUCAAAUGGGGUAGUCAUCGGGACAGAUGGGUUGCCCCUCCCCAUUAAAAAAAUUACUCAAACUUUCAAGUCGAGCGACCAGUCUGCCCUCACCGGUAAACCCAAAGUGUUCCUGAUCCAGGCCUGCCAAGGAAAGCAGAUACAGCUUGGAGUGUUGUCAAAAGACCUGGAGGCUGACGAUUCAACCUCACCAUUCAUUCCUGAAGGGGCCGAUGUUCUGGUUGCUAUCGCUACUGUUGAGGAAUGUGUAUCAUUUAGACACCCAAUCGACGGGAGCUGGUUCAUCCAAUCAGUGUGCCAGCAGCUAAAGGAGGGCUGUCCCAGGCAUGAUGAUAUCAACACCAUCCUCAACCGUGUGAAUAAUGAAGUAAGCCAGAAAGAGGGCUGUAAACAAUGUGGAGCAGCAAAGCAGAUGCCUGAAGUCAGGUUCACCCUGAGGAAAACACUUGUGCUGUCACCCCCUUAAUUUAGUGUUAAUUGUUAACUCGGGAAGAGUUUUCUUAAUUGUACUCAGUCAUUUUUUAUCUUUCUGAAUUAUCUCUCAAUCAUAAGAAUGAGGACUUUUAUACUUUUCCAGACAUGUCAAAAAAUAAAGUUUACUA
Paralichthys olivaceus (Japanese flounder) is the source of this 1379-nucleotide messenger RNA. RefSeq names its product caspase-8-like. Gene Ontology annotation, molecular function: cysteine-type endopeptidase activity. NCBI's taxonomy places the organism in Eukaryota, Metazoa, Chordata, Actinopteri, Pleuronectiformes, Paralichthyidae. Gene Ontology annotation, biological process: proteolysis; regulation of apoptotic process. The record is from RefSeq and is a predicted model, not a curated record.